UAGUAGUACUCCACUCCACUAGCACUCUCUAGGUGAAACGAUAUGGGCUCUUCUUCCUCGCAACACGCACGGCAGGUAGCCGCUUGGUUGCUACUACCGCUGCUAUGCUUUUCCAUGCUGUUAUCCAGAGCAAACGGUGGAGGGUCUCGCAAGAUAUACAUAGCUUACCUAGGGGAUGUGAAGCAUGGGCACCCGGACGAGGUCGUGGCCUCGCAUCAUGACAUGCUCACCACUCUUCUCCAAAGCAAGGAGGAUUCUUCGGCCUCCAUGGUCUAUAACUACAAGCAUGGUUUCUCGGGCUUCGCCGCCAUGCUCACCGCAGACCAAGCAACAAGGCUUGCAGAGUUUCCUGGAGUCAUCAGUGUUGAACCGAGCAAAACGUACAAGACCACCACCACACAUAGCUGGGAUUUUCUUGGGCUCAACUACCCGUCCUCCCACACACCGGCCAGUGAGCUACUAAAGGCAACCAACUAUGGAGAGAAUAUAAUCAUCGGCAUGGUUGACACAGGGGUCUGGCCGGAGUCGAGAAGCUUCAGCGAUCAAGGGUAUGGGCCGGUGCCAUCAAGGUGGAAUGGAAAAUGCGAGGUUGGGCCAGACUGGGGAAGCAACAACUGCAGCCGGAAGGUCAUCGGCGCACGGUUCUACAGCGCCGGGGUCCCCGAAGAGUACUUCAAAGGGGACUCGCUGUCGCCCCGUGACCACAACGGCCACGGCACACACACAGCCUCCAUCGCGGCUGGCUCCCCCGUGGAGCCGGCAGCUGCCAGCUUCCAUGGCAUCGCUGCCGGGCUCGCGCGGGGAGGCGCGCCACGCGCUCGCCUCGCGGUGUACAAGUCCUGCUGGAGCGACGGCACUUGCUUCGAGUCGACCGUGCUGGCCGCCGUCGACGACGCCAUCCACGACGGGGUGGACGUUCUGUCCUUGUCCCUCGUAAUGAGCGAGAACUCGUUCGCUGCGCUGCACGCGGUCAAGAAGGGGAUCGUCGUGGUGCACACCGCCGGUAACAACGGGCCUGCGAUGAUGACCAUCGAGAACACAUCACCGUGGGUCAUCACCGUCGCGGCGACGAGCAUCGACCGCUCGUUCCCGACGGUGAUCACGUUGGGAAACAGCCAACAAAUAGUGGGACAGUCUCUCUAUUACCAAGUGAAGAACAGCUCAGCAUACAAGAGCGAUUUCACCAAUCUUAUAUGUACAUCGUCUUGUACCCCGGAGAAUCUUAAAGGCAACGACGUGAAAGGGAUGAUCCUGCUCUGCAAUGACAAAGGGGCCAGUUUCUUCACGGCGGCACAGUACAUCGUCGACAAUGGAGGGUCCGGACUCAUCAGCUCGCUAAGAAUCGUGGAUGACCUAUUCAACAUUGCAGAAGCUUGCCAAGGCAUCGCCUGUGUACUUGUCGACAUCGACGAUGCGGACAAGAUAUGCCAAUACUACGAGGACUCAAGCAACCCCCUUGCAAAGAUUGAACCAGCACGCACCGUUACGGGCAAUGAGAUUCUGGCCCCAAAAGUGCCGACCUUUUCCUCCAGAGGCCCAUCGGUUACUUACCCCGCCAUUCUCAAGCCUGACAUAGCUGCACCUGGAGUCAACAUCUUGGCCGCAAAAAAGGAUUCCUACGCAAUUAUUUCAGGGACGUCCCAGGCAGCCCCUCAUGUAGCGGGCAUCGUCGCCCUGCUGAAAGUCCUGCACCCAGACUGGUCUCCCGCGGCACUGAAAUCAGCCAUCAUCACCACUGCCCAUGUAACCGAUGAACGCGGCAUGCCGAUAUUGGCACAAGCGUCAUCACAGAAGAUUGCUGACCCGUUCGACUACGGAGGAGGGAACAUAAAUCCUUGUGGAGCGGCUCAUCCCGGCCUCAUCUAUGACAUCGAUCCAAGCGACUACAACAAAUUCUUCAAAUGUCCCAUCGGCACUAAGAAAGAGCCCGGGACUUGCAACACCACAACCACGCUACCGGCAUAUUACCUCAACCUACCAUCCAUCUCGGUUCCAGAUCUCAGGCAACCCAUCACCGUGUAUAGGACAGUGACCAACGUCGGUGAGGUCAAUUCUGUGUACCAUGCCGCAGUGCAGAGCCCGAUGGGAGUCAAGAUGGAGGUCUUCCCACCUGUUCUUAUGUUCGACGCUGCCAACAAAGUUCAGACGUAUCAGGUGAAGCUGUCCCCUAUGUGGAAGUUGCAUGGGGACUACACAUUUGGUAGCCUUACUUGGCAUAAUGACCAAAAAGCAGUAAGGAUUCCAGUUGUGGCCCGGAUUACAACUCAAGAAAUCUAGGCGGAUGUUGCAUAAUGAAAUAAAAAUGCCAUUUCUAUUUCUUUAAUAAAAAAUAGACCCACAUCACAGUGGCUAGGAAACCAUGCCACCUAACAUGUGGGCCUUUCUCUCUC
Hordeum vulgare subsp. vulgare (domesticated barley) is the source of this 2390-nucleotide messenger RNA. RefSeq names its product subtilisin-like protease SBT3.5. Bases 43 to 2277 code for a protein of 744 amino acids. Gene Ontology annotation, biological process: proteolysis. The record is from RefSeq and is a predicted model, not a curated record. Lineage: Eukaryota; Viridiplantae; Streptophyta; Magnoliopsida; Poales; Poaceae. Gene Ontology annotation, molecular function: serine-type endopeptidase activity. The transcript is spliced from 10 exons.